This is a messenger RNA of Yarrowia lipolytica CLIB122, 2427 nucleotides long. RefSeq lists its product as uncharacterized. Lineage: Eukaryota; Fungi; Ascomycota; Dipodascomycetes; Dipodascales. Gene Ontology annotation, molecular function: phosphatase inhibitor activity; transcription corepressor activity; chromatin binding. The record is from RefSeq and is a predicted model, not a curated record. Gene Ontology annotation, biological process: negative regulation of phosphatase activity; negative regulation of transcription by RNA polymerase II.
AUGGAAGGCGUGGUGGAGAACACAAACAAGAUCAUUACGUUGAUUGGCGACGGCUGGCUGGUGGAAAAGUCGGCAUUUGGGGCACUCAAGGUGGUGGAUGACCGUCUGGCCAUUCUGGAGAAGAAUCAAAAGGCCUAUGAGGAGGCUUUGGAGACAGCCAAGUUCGAGAAGGAGGGCCUACCUGUGUUUGAGAUUCGAGAGGAGCUGGACGACAAGGGAAAUAUUGUAAGCUCAUCUGUGGAGGAGUUUGAUACCGGUAAAGCUGCUAAUCUUGAGAGGGUUAUCAACUCCAUGGGAGACCGGAAGAACAAAGAGAUCAGCCAUGACAGCGACAAGAUGGAUGAAGACGACGAUGAGAUGGACACAAAGGAGGAUGAUCUGGACGACAGCUUCGACGGUGCAUCUCUGCCUAUGAUGGAGAUUAGAGAAGAGCUAGACGACGACGGGAACAUCAUCGAGAGUAAAGUGGAGGAGGCUGGAAAUGAGGACACAAAUGAGAUUGAGAAGCAUCUGAAGCUGCUCAACGAGCUAGCCAAAAAGAAGUUGGAUGCAAAGAGUACUACAGAGCCUGCUGUCAACCCCGAAGCUGCUAAAUCUACCAAACCAGAAACUGCUAAACCCAUCUAUGGUCCUCCUCCGCCCCCCAACUAUGGUCGAAAGGUUGGAGGCGGCAUUUUCAAGCCCCAAGUUACUCCUGGAGUGCUGCGACAGCAGAGUCCCAAGAUUGAGGAACUUAACGACGAAGAAGAACAAGUGGAGGACGGCAAGGAUAACAAAAAGACUACAGAGCCCGAAAAGGAGAAGGACAAUAGUCCUACAAUCACCGAUGUCACGGAAGAUGACUCCAGUGACUCUCUUUCCAGCUUGCAGUCGUCUAACUCGUCUAUCACUUCUAACCCUGCUGUUGCGCCCGAGUCGCUUCUUGAACUGGAGCUGCUAGCUGACGAUGCUAUGGACGAAGAGGAGGACGAUCUGGAAGCCGAUGACGACGACUGGGACUUUGAAGACGACGAGUUAGACGACGUGGAGGCCGACGAAGACGACCAUGGGCGUACCCGGGGUUCCAUGUUCCCAGGAAUGUCUCAGGAUCAACUGAGAAGCAUUAUGGAGGGCAGAAAAACCGCUGCUGCUGAGUCGAGACCUCCUGCUGCUUCUAUCGUGUCUGAUAUCACCGAAUCACCCCAGCCCGUUUCUUCACCAGUUCCUACUACUGCUGCUGUUCCAAAGAGCAGUUUGAAGUCUGCAUCUUCCAAACCCAAGUCUGUAUCGUUUUCCAACAAUCUACAUAUCAAACGAAUUCCCAACAAGGAGACCAUCAAGAACCAGGAACGUCAGGAGAUGAAGAAGCAGCAGCAACAGAGCAGAUUCAAGCAGGAGCUGGCCCGGAAGGCCCCUGAACCUGAAGAUGACGACGAUGAAGAUCAUAUUACCGUGCCUACUGUCUCCGAUAUUGCUGAACGAGCUGCCCCAGAAGACCCUGUGACUGCCCCUGCUCCUCCCAAGAAGAUGUCGCGAUUCAUGAUGGCUCGAAUGGGUAAAGAUGAGGCUCUUGCGCCCAAACAGUCCCGUGAUACCCAAUCACAUGAUCAGACAAACCCCAAGGAUGGACGCGUCAUAAGAGGCAUCCCCAGUGUUGGUGCUACUUUCCCACCUACUCUUGACAAAGAUAUUGCUGACUACACAGAGUCAAUGAAGCUGACCCCCCGACCGGCUUCUCAGGGACACGGCCAUGCACAUGGGCAUGUGAGAUCACGAGCAAUUUCUGGGAAUGUUUCUGAGCCAGCUCCAGCCGAGGAGAACGCCCCUUCCAAGGUUUUCAUCAAGGCUCCAGUGUCUGGACUUGCUCAAGGCAAGACUAACGACGAGCCUCGACCUCUGACCGAUAGCGACAAGGAGCACGAUGACGCCAUCAUGAAGGAGGUCAUGUCGUAUCUUGCUGAAAAUGAGGAUGAGGAGGCUUUCGAGCAGCUGCAUCAGGACAUGGACGAGUCUAAGCUGGCUGAGGAGCUGUAUAGACAGAGGGCCCAGAAUCACAAUGCUGCUGUUCAGCGAGGGCUCGAAAGUAUGGCCGAUGUUGACGUGGAUGAUGGAGACGACGAUGAGAUGGAUUUGGACGAUGAUAUGGCUGAUGCUGGCGACAGAGUUGAUGCGGAGAACGACGAGAAUGCACAGGUCAUGAAUGAUAUCGUUGAGAACGAUAUUGAUGAUCCUUCGAAAGACAUUAUUCAGGGAGAUCUCGAUAUGGAUCCUGCCGUGCAUCGACGGGAGGUUGCCGAGCACUACUACCGGCUGCGAAACAACAUGGUUGCCAAGAAUGGCGGGUUUAUGAAAUCCGACGGUGAAAAGGCCGCCGAGGAGUGCGAUGAGAAUGCCGCUCCCAUCAAAAUGUCUCGAUUCAAGGCUGCCAGAAUGAACCGAGGGCAGUAA